Molecule: messenger RNA, 243 nt
Organism: Dentiscutata heterogama
Lineage: Eukaryota; Fungi; Glomeromycota; Glomeromycetes; Diversisporales; Gigasporaceae
Source: the annotation of a GenBank genome assembly
GCGAUGACUGGGAAGGCUGCUAUAUACUUGGUGCCCACAGUUCUAAGGCUUGGGAAAAAUGGGGCAACUGUUGCGCAUGGGAGUACGGUUGUGGAGAUAUCGGAUUUAGCUACAAAACAUGCCCUGAAAAUUACUACUGCCGUACUUGGGAGCAAAAAGACUUUUGGUAUUAUCGCCUUGACUAUUACUGCUGUCGUAAGUAUAAGUUCAUGCGAAUAUUUCAUUUAUGUUCACGAAAAAUAA